This is a messenger RNA of Pungitius pungitius (ninespine stickleback), 3197 nucleotides long. It is a transcript of the gene ptgir, whose product is annotated as prostaglandin I2 receptor. The coding region runs from base 458 to 1582 and encodes 374 amino acids. The record is from RefSeq and is a predicted model, not a curated record. The transcript has 3 exons. Gene Ontology annotation, biological process: negative regulation of smooth muscle cell proliferation; positive regulation of cytosolic calcium ion concentration; inflammatory response. NCBI's taxonomy places the organism in Eukaryota, Metazoa, Chordata, Actinopteri, Perciformes, Gasterosteidae. Gene Ontology annotation, molecular function: prostacyclin receptor activity; thromboxane receptor activity. Gene Ontology annotation, cellular component: plasma membrane.
AGGAGGAAGAGGAGGAGGAGGAGGAGGAGGUGCAGGCUGGCGGACAGAAGGAGAAAGCAAGCGGGGGAAACAGUCGCGCCUCGUUUACAGCACAGCCGACGCACUUCGAAUUCCGUAUCUCGUAACUUCUUAACAGAGUAGGAGCCGGAUUCCACCGAAGAAGGAGAAGAAAAAAAAGAAGAAAAAGAAGAAGAAAAGAAGAAGAAGGAGGAGGAGCCGGCAGGUUAUUUUAAAUGCUUUAGUAUUGGUUCUCACAGGAAGAGCCUGUGAAAGAAAUAUUUUUAACCUGACUACAUUAAAAGAGAGGGACAGAAAGAGGACCAUGUGUUCAGUCAAUGCAUCAUUAAGGGACUCACCAUACGCCCCUGCCUUCUGAGGUGCCAAAGUGUUUUGUUUCCGUGGGAAUGCCUUAUUUAUUCCGCGCCGAGCAGGCAUAUUUCUUUGCCGUGAGUCAAACAUGAACAAAACCAUGGUUUCUAACGACUCCUGUCACAAUACCACCUGCAAUGACGCUCUCACCGUGAACAGAGAUGGCAACCCUGCACUGAGCACCGUCAUGUUUUUGGCUGGCGUGGUGGGAAACCUGCUGGCUCUCUUCAUCCUCGGAGUGCACCAGAAGGAGCAUCGCUCCAGGUCGUCGGUCUUCUGCAUCCUGGUGACCGGCCUGGCCCUCACCGACCUACUGGGCACCUGCCUCCUCAGCCCACCUGUGUUCAUCUGCUACGCCUACAGCAGGUCCCUAAUACGUCUGGGCGGUGCGAGGCUGUGCAAUCUCUUUGCCUUUGCCAUGAGUUUCUUCGGCCUGGCGCCCACGCUCAUCCUGUGCGCCAUGUCCGUGGAGCGCUGCCUGGCCAUCAGCCACCCGUACUUCUACUCUGUACACAUUCGCCGAAAUUUUGCCAAGUUUACUCUUUUCUUUAUUUACCUCUUUUCGUUGGCCUUCUGUCUGCUGCCAUACAGCGGAUACGGCAAAUUCAGACAAUACUGUCCUGGCACGUGGUGCUUCAUCGACAUGGACUCAACAGGGGAUGAACGGCCCGCCAUGGUGCUGGCCUUCUCCCUAUCGUACUCCUCCCUCAUGGCACUGCUGAUCGUUGCCGUGUUUGUGUGCAACGGUUCAGUGAUUGUCAGCCUUUGCCGGAUGCACCGGAGUCAGAUGAUGCGGCGCGGCUCGGUUCCUUCGACAGGGAGGAGGAGGAGGCUGAGCCUGGCCUGGUUCGUACAGGGGGAAGAGGAGAUGGACCACCUGGUGCUGCUGGCGCUCAUCACAGUCAUCUUCGUGGUCUGCUCGCUGCCACUCACAAUUGCAGGUUUUAUCAACGCCAUUAAUCCAUUUUGUGGAGACGCAGAAAACAAGACAGCGUUCCGCUUCUACGCAAUGAACCCUAUCGUGGAUCCCUGGGUCUUCAUCAUCUGCCGCAAGUCGGUGUUUCACCACCUUUACUCUCUGCUGAGCUGCCGCUUCAGCAGAAAAGCUGUAAAGACGUCAGCACACUGCGCUCUGUCUUUACCCCUUGACAAUCACAUGCAGCGCAACCCUCCGGACGUGACCGAUCCAAAGUACUCGAGUAUACAUUUAUGACCCAAAAUAACCCAAAGGUUGUAAGCAAGGAGGAUUCCAUGUCUGAUAAAACUAAUUUAACAUUUGCAUACAGGAUACAUGCACUCCUCUAUUUUAAGUCACAAAGACGACCAUUGCACUAGGUCUUAAACUUCCAUGUUCUAAUAGAAACAGCUUUAAAGUUGACUUACAUCAUGCCAAUGAAAAAACUACUGUAGAAUCAGAAUAUGGGCACUGGGGUGAAGGCUAUACGCAUGAGUGUAGACUCACUUUCUUUUCUCUCAACAUGUCUAUUAAAUCAACUCCACUAUUGGAUGGUUCACAGCUACAGAUCUCUGAUGUGUCGAGCAGUCACAGUUAACAUGAAUACAAACUAUAAGCAGACGUUAAUCUUGUGUAGUUUUGUCUUAAGAGUAAAAUACUACAGUAAUGCAAAUUCCUAAUUCUAAUUUGCUUUCUUCCACUUCAAUGACUGUAGCCUGCAUAAAUACUGCAGACUAUAGUCUGUGUUCCAGCUGUGUUACAUUUCACCCAUGUUAGUCUUGGUAAUGUGACUUGGUCCCACCAGAGAUUACUCUGACUCACAUUGCACUGUUACACCUCCACAGAGUGCUUGUAUUAUGAAUAUGAACAUAUGAUAUAUGAACAUGUGAUGUAUUAAUAUUACAGAAUGAUGAAUACAGAUUACUGUGUAAAAGUGGAACAGCUCUUACCUCCUGAUCAAGACAGAGGACAAUAAAAUGAACACUUUUUUUUCCCUUUGAAGCCAUACAGACCUUUACUUACAGUUACAAUUAUUUUAGCAAAAGAAGUCUGUGUCUAUAUUCAGUAUACUCUCAUUUGCUAGCGCAAUAGAGAUGUUGAGGCUGAAUAAUGAUGUGCUAAUGCACUUGCUAUGAUUGACUAGUCUAAGUUAGAGGGGGGACAGUUAAUAAAAAGUGGAUUCUUCAUCCUGUCAAGCUGAAAAUGCACCUUUAUGCAUGAACAUUUGGUUCCCUUGUUAACAGUUUCACUGUCCAAAAUACCUAUGAUGCUUGUUUGUGAAUGAUAAGCUCUGCUGCUGCAAAAGUUAAGAUUUAGCUUUAUGUUGUUGUGACUUUAACUGAAUUUAUAUAGUGUAUUUAUGCCCUUUGUAUUUUGUGUGUCAUUACAGCCGUGCUGGUUUGUUUAUGAAAUGAAUUGCAGAGAUUUAGAGAUGACAGACAUGGUAAAGUGAGUUAAUUUACAUUUAAUUUGUAUAUUUCUGAAGUUUCACGUUCACUUUUUGCUGUAUAGUCACGUACUAAUUACUUCAAAACAUUUAACUUUUAACUUAAACGAUUUUUUAAAAAAGGCAUUACCACUUGCACAUGUGUUCUUAACUGUCGGAUAUUUAAAUUGCACAUACAUCAAAAUGAAUAAAAAAAUAUAUAUGAAAAGAUAUAGUAUUUUUUACCUGAUGUAUAUUUUAUCAAUGUAAAAUAAAUUAAUACAAGGUAUACAAUAAUAGCACAAUUUAUGUAUGUUCCCAAAGAGAAGAAAAUGUUGUGUCAUCAAAGUCUUACUUCUCUGUAUCUCAGUCCAUGUAGUUUUUGACUUCCGAUUGGACAUGAGUACCUUUAAUCUGGGUUUACAAUAUAUGAAAUUGAUAGGAGAU